Messenger RNA from Otolemur garnettii (small-eared galago), 1468 nucleotides. RefSeq names its product chromosome unknown C1orf74 homolog (gene CUNH1orf74). The record is from RefSeq and is a predicted model, not a curated record. The coding region runs from base 139 to 930 and encodes 263 amino acids. The transcript has 2 exons. NCBI's taxonomy places the organism in Eukaryota, Metazoa, Chordata, Mammalia, Primates, Galagidae.
GCCGCGGAAGUGUAAGAAGAAAGUCUGUGAGCUAACUUCUGCCUCCCUUAACGAAUCUCUUGCCCCUGCUCAAUUAUCUGGAGCUGAAAGAUGCAUCCCAGGGAAGGGAACUGUGGCUAGCUAAGGAGGUCAUGCUUGAUGUCAACACCCAGCCCUCAGGUGUUGGUGGCAGUUGCCCAGCAGACCCUGGGCAUGGGAAAAAGACGAUGUCCACCUCGUGCCAUCUGCCUUCAUCUUGCAGGAGAGGUGCUGGCAGUGGCCCGGGGACUGAAGCCAGCUCUCCUCUAUGAUUACAACUGUGCAGGGGCCUCAGAGCUCCAGAGUUAUCUGGAGGAGCUGCAGGGACUGGGUUUCCUGACCCUGGGACUUCACAUCCUUGAGAUUGGAGAAAACAGCUUUAUUAUCAGUCCUGAACAUACAUGUCAGCACUUGGAGCAGGUGCUGCUUGGUACCGUAGCCUUUGUGAAUGUUUCCAGCUCCCUUCCUCACCCUUCUGUCUGCUCCUUGGACCAGCUUCAGGACUUGAAGACCCUUGUGGCUGAGACCAUCACACAUUUGCAGGGGCUACAGAGAGAUGUGUCACUUGCAGUCUCACCCAGCAGGCUCCAUCCCUCAGACUUGAAUCUCUGUACUGUAUUUGGGAUCCUCCUCGGCUACCCUGUCUCCUAUACCUUUCACCUGAACCAGGAAAAUGACAACUGCUUAGCCCUGACUCCACUACGAGUAUUCACUGCUCGGAUCUCAUGGCUCCUAGAUCAACCCCCAGUCCGACUCUAUUCCUUUAGUGUCCCAGAGAGCUUGUUCCCAGCUCUGAGGGACAUUCUAAGCACCUGGGAGAGGACUCUCAGAAUCCGAUUUAGGACUCAGAAUGACUUUGCUGACCUCAGCAUCUCCUCUGAGAUAGUCACACAGCCAGCUGUGGCCCUCUGACUUUAACUCUCCUCCCGUGUAGAAGGUACUUAUAACUGAUCAUCUUAGGUUGGGGAUGGUAUAUAGGAUUUGUUCCAAAUGCUACCUCCUAGUGUCUUAAGUGACAGAAUGGUAUAAUCAAUUGGUCACAUAUGCAGAAGGCAUGGGUAUAGGUGAUGGUGGUGGUGGUAGUAUUGGCAGUAUGCAUUUGCCCUUCUAUACUAGGAAGUCAUCACUGGAUAAGAGGAAAGUGAAAAAGCAAGAUGGUGGAGGACAAGUAGUACUUUUAUGAGAGCCUGAUAAAUAUACCUGCUGUAAGUGGAUAAUGUCUGCCAGAAAAGUAGAAUAAAUAUGGGCUCUUUAGCAUGUUUAUAUAGUCCAACUGAAUUUGAUUGAAGAGAAUAGAUCAGUAUGCUUAAGUGAUGUGACACUUGUGAUGUGAUAUAUCAUUCUGCAAUAAACCAAGAGUUCUGAGGAAUAAUCUGGUCAGGUGAAGUUUAUUUACAGUUGGUUACUAAAAUAACAAAGAUUGUCAGAAAUCCCAAUUCAGCUUGCUAUA